AUUUUGAAAUUUUGGUGUCAAUGACCUAGACACAAAUGUGGUGGAGGCGCAUAAAAGAGAUAUUAUUUGUAAUUUUUUUAUUCUUAAGAACGGAAAUAGGGUGAAUAAAAGAAUUUGACCCACGUCGGUUUCAAUUUUUUUUUUUAACUUACCUACUUUUUUUAUUCCAAAAACACACAUAAAAUCACUUAUACAAAAAAAAAUACCUUGGCUCGGGUAUUUAAGUGCAAAUAACGACAAAAACAUUCAGUUUUAUCAAUGUAUUUGUCCCAAAAAUUGUCCAUAAACUGUUUUUUUUUAACUAAAAAUAUACAGACGGCGCAGUUUUAAUCGAAUUGGAUGAGAAAUCCUUCAGUCGCAAAAAAAUCUCAUUAAAUGGCUCACUAGUACCACCAGGGUUGGUGUUUUUGUCGACCUUGGUUACAAUUUGCUGAUUUUAUCGCCUCAUUUACGAAUUGUUAUCACAGUGCUAAUAGGACUUAUGGGAAAUAAACCCGCUUUCAAGAAAUUUUGUUCUAUUUGCUCACUCAGAGAGGGGGUACAUAAAGUAUAAAAAGAGUACAAUUACAUUACAUAAGUGACGAGACCGCAAAAACGUUGUUACCUUGUUAGUGAAGAAGGCCACUAGUCAAUGCUACAAUUGCAUCGUUUUCGAGUGUGACCAAACCUUUGUAUAAAUACCAAUUAGGAAUUCAGAAGACGUUGUUUGAUUCGCAUUUUGCGCCAAUUGACUCAAUGUGAAGUUGUGUUAAGUGUAGUGAAUCGGAUGAUUGGAGUGUGAUAGACCAAGACGAUAUGUUUAUAAACUGGCCGGAGAUUGUUAAAAGGGGAUUUCCGGUACUGACCUGGGGCAAAAAUUAUAGUCUGGAUGUUGCUAUUGCUGAUUUGGUGGCUGGGAUUACGAUAGGAUUAACAUUAAUUCCGCAAUGCAUUGCUUAUGCAUCCCUGGCGGGAUUAGGACCCGAGUAUGGGUUAUAUUCGUCUCUUUGUGGAGGGAUAAUCUACGUGGUUUUCGGGGCUGUCCCCGAAUUGAACAUCGCCCCCACGGCCCUCCUCUCCCUCCUCACCUUCACCUUCACAAACAACGCGUCUUUUGGGAAAGUCAAAGCCGCCAUUUUGCUUUGUUUCCUGUCGGGCAUCAUCGAACUGUUUUGUGGAAGCCUCCAUUUGGGUUUUUUGGUUGAUUUCGUGUCAACGCCGGUCGUUGCUGCGUUCACCUCGGCUGGCGCCUUGACCAUCGCCACUUCCCAAAUCAAGAAUUUGCUCGGUUUGAAUUUCUCGGCUGAUAGUUUUGUCGGCGUUUGGAGCAAAGUUUUCGGGCAUAUAACCGAGACGAAAAUGUGGGAUGCGAUUCUUGGGAUUGGGUGUUGCGUUGUUUUGUUGUUGUUGAGGAAAUUGAAGGAUUAUGGGAGUCCGCCUCUGGAUGACCACAAAGUGGUUUCAAGAGGGAAAAAAGUGAUUUGGUUUUGUUCAGUGGCGCGCAACGCCUUUGUGGUCAUUGCAUGCGCCGCCACUGCUUAUUUGUUCGACAGUCGCGGGGAAAAACCCUUUUCUCUCACUUCGAAAGUUCCUGAGGGACUCCCCUCUUUCACAAAUCCAGUGGCGGAAGUCCAACACGGCAACACCACAACCAGUGUCGUCGACAUGAUGAAGGAACUGGGGGCCGGCAUUUUCGCCGUCCCUUUCGUCGCCAUUUUAGGCAACGUUGCCAUAGCCAAAGCUUUCGCUAAAGGUAAAGUCAUUGAUGCCUCGCAAGAAAUGAUCGCAGUAGGCAUGUGCAAUUUGAUUGGUUCGUUUUUCGGAUCGUAUCCGGUAAAUGCGUCGUUUUCGAGGGCGGCUGUGAGUAAUGCGAGCGGUGUGAGAACGCCUUUAGCAGGGAUUUAUACAGGUGUAAUGGUGAUUUUAGCAUUGACGUUUCUAACACCGUAUUUUUCGUAUAUUCCAAAGCCGACUCUAGCAGCUGUCAUUAUUUGUGCUGUUAUUUUUAUGGUCGAAGUUACGUUAACAAAACUAAUAUGGCGAAUUAAUAAGAUCGAUUUAGUGCCAUUUUUUGUUACUUUAGUUUUUUGUUUGGUACUUGGGAUCGAAUUUGGAAUUUUGAUUGGUGUUUGCGUCGACAUAUUGUUUUUAUUGUACCGAACUGCAAGACCUAAAGUUGUUUUUGACUACAUUCAUAAUGAAAAUCAGACAAAUUAUGUCAAAAUAACCCCAACUUCCGCCAUUUUAUUCCCGUCAGUGGAAUACAUUCGAGAGAAAAUAAUGCAAAACAGUGAAAUACAAAAUGUCAAAUAUACAUUUCUCGUUUUUGACUGCCAGAGAGUCAAUAAACUUGAUUUUACAGCAGCUAAGUCUUUGUCUGCGCUACUCUCCGAUUUGAGCAAAAUGCAAAAACAGGUCAUUUUCUACCGGUCGCAGAAAGCCGUUGUCAAAAUUAUGACAAAAGUGACUGAAGGUGGCGUAAAAAUCGCCGAAACGGAGGAGAAUCUGUACGAAAUUUUGCAAGAGCAUGACAAGACGAGGAGGGAGAAUACUGUGAUUAGUGUGGAAGAGAAAGAGAACAAUACAACGUUGUGACACGCACAGUGAUGGAGUGGUGUUGUUACCCCUGUUUGUUAUAAAAAAUGUUUUUUCAAAAAUAAAAAUAUCCAAAACUUGUA
Messenger RNA from Tribolium madens (black flour beetle), 2657 nucleotides. RefSeq names its product sodium-independent sulfate anion transporter-like. Gene Ontology annotation, biological process: transmembrane transport. Gene Ontology annotation, molecular function: sulfate transmembrane transporter activity. Lineage: Eukaryota; Metazoa; Arthropoda; Insecta; Coleoptera; Tenebrionidae. Gene Ontology annotation, cellular component: membrane. The transcript is spliced from 12 exons. Bases 796 to 2574 code for a protein of 592 amino acids. The record is from RefSeq and is a predicted model, not a curated record.